CGUCACUAGGUCAGACCUCCUCUAAAGAUGGCGACCGCCUACGAGAGCUUCAACCUGCACACUACCCCAGAGAAGUUUUACAUUGAGGCUUGUGAUGACGGCUCCAAUGAUGUCCUGUCCAUUGACAGGGUGUCCACAGAAAUGAUCCUCACCGUGAGGAAGGACAUUCCUCCCCAUGCGGUCACCAGGCCAAUAUGUGGCAUCAUGGGAACUAUCCGUUUGGUGGCAGGCACGUACCUCAUCAUUAUCACAAAGAAGAAGAAGGUGGGUGACCUGUUGGGCCAUGCCAUGUGGAAGGCUAUGGACUUUGACGUUAUCUCCUACAAGAAGACUGUGCUGCACCUGACAGACAACCAGAUGCAGGACAACAAAGCCUUCUUGUCCAUGAUCAACAGUGUUCUGCUCACAGACGGCUUCUACUUUGCCACAGACUACGACCUGACCCACACUCUGCAGAGACUGGCCAACACCAGCCCUGAGUUCCAGGAGAUGAGCCUGCUGGAAAGGGCAGACCAACGGUUUGUGUGGAAUGGUCACCUGUUGAGAGAAUUCAUGGCACAGCCAGAGCUGCACAGGUUUGCUUACCCAGUUGUCCAUGGCUUCAUCAUUAUGAAGUCCUGCUGCAUCAAUGGGAAGAUCUUUGACUGGAACAUCAUCUCCAGGCGGAGCUGCUUCAGGGCUGGAGUACGCUACUACGUCAGAGGCAUCGACUCAGAGGGUCAUGCAGCUAACUUUGUGGAGACAGAGCAGAUUGUCCAGUACAACGGGGGCAAGGCCUCAUUCGUACAGACCCGAGGCUCCAUCCCCUUCUACUGGUCCCAAAGACCCAACCUCAAGUACAAACCAAAACCUCAGAUCAGCAAAACCAUCGACCAUCUGGAUGGCUUCCAAAGGCAUUUUGACUCGCAGAUCAUCAUUUAUGGAAAGCAAGUGAUUUUAAAUCUGAUCGACCAGAAAGGCUCAGAGAAGCAGUUGGAACAGGCCUUUGACAAAAUGGUGUCCAGCUUGGGCAACGGCAUGGUUAAGUACAUAGCGUUUGACUUCCACAAGGAAUGCAGUCGGAUGAGGUGGCAUCGCCUGCAGAUCUUAGUCGAUAUGGUGACAGAGAUGCAAGAUGAGUAUGGGUACUUCCUGGUUGAUGUGGAUGGGAACGUUCUGGUGCAACAGGAAGGGAUGUUCCGCAGUAACUGCAUGGACUGUCUGGACCGUACCAACGUCAUCCAGAGUCUGCUGGCACGACGCUCACUGCAGUCACAGCUGGAGCGACUUGGAGUUCUCCACAUGGGCCAGAGGAUUGAAGAUCAGGCCGACUUCGAGAAGAUCUACAAAAAUGCGUGGGCAGACAAUGCCAAUGCGUGUGCCAAGCAGUACGCCGGCACAGGGGCCUUGAAGACAGACUUCACAAGAACAGGGAAGAGGACACAAUGGGGGCUGGUGAUGGACGGCUGGAACUCCAUGAUCAGAUACUACAAGAACAACUUCUCAGACGGCUUCAGACAGGACUCCAUUGAUCUGUUCCUGGGUAACUAUGCCAUUGACGAGGCAGACAUGACCACACCCCUUCACGAGCCCAAAGACUGGAAGUUCCUCACGUUGCCCAUUAUCAUGGUUGUGGCAUUCUCCAUGUGUAUCAUCUGCCUCCUCAUGGCUGGUGACACUUGGACGGAGACUCUGGCUUAUGUGCUGUUCUGGGGCACAGCUAGCUUCGUGACGGCCGGCGUCAUCCUCUUCAACGGUCGGGAGUUCGUAGACGCGCCCAAGCUGGUCCAGAAGGAGAAGAUGGACUGAAUGUGUGCGUGUGGAAAGCAGCUACGCCCCACAGACUUCUCCUCCUCCACUUCACCUCUCUCUUCUUCAUCGUACAACCAGCAUCAGCGGGCCUGGAGCCUGUACUGAUUACUGACCCAUGAGGAAGAGGAAGAGGAAGAGGAGGAGGGUGAGGGUGGGGUGAGAGAAAGGCCAUGUGUAUGAUGUAGUGCUGCGAAGCACACAGACACUCGCUCUGCACUGGCCUGCUGCUGUCCACACCACUAAGCACAAUGUUUGGGCUGGGGCUGGGGAAGAUCCCUACCCUAACCUUGUCCAUAGACUGACUGUAUAAGCUGUAAACUGUCUGGUUUUAUGAUACAAUACUCCGCUACAGUAACACAGUUCCCCCGCUGCACGGAAUGCAUAUGAACGGACACUGGCCCUGCUGUGUUGUUGCCAUAGCAACCCUGACAAGGGAACUACUUUUUAUAUUUUUCUUGCCUUUUUGUCGUUUUUGUUAAUUUGUCGCCUUCUAGCUACAUCAUGUCAUAUUCGCUCUGUUGGUUGCCAUAUUGUUUCAGUGUCAUUGCCCCUGAGUGGUCGAUCUGAACCAUGCUAGUGUCUUAGUGUGAUAGCUGACCUAUGGGGUACCAGUGGCUGUCUGACGGCCCAGCCCAGCCCAAGAUCCCAAAACUAGCUCACCAAUAGUCAUGGAGAGAAUGUGCUAGCUGGCCAAUGGUUGGGGAGAGAAUGUGCUAACUGGCCAAUAGUUGGGGAGAGAAUGGGCCGAACUGUCUCAAUAGGGAACUUUAGUUAUGGUGUCCCACCAACAUUAAUGCCAUUGUAACUGGCCAUUAUAUUCCUGCUCACUGCACUUCUGAGUGCACAGACCCUCAAAGGGUUUCACAUGAGGAUUCCUCUGAGGUAUGACGAGAGGGAUGUUUGUCUGUGUGGUCUGUCUGGCAGUCUUCCCAGGAAUGGAAAGCUUCAUGAAACUGCUGGAAAGACAAAUCCUCAUUAGUUUCUAACAACUAAAAGGUGCGAGAGAGCAUCAAACUAUAUACUAUAGUGAGUAGGAUCUGUCUUCGACCAGUAGACUGGAAGGCCCAGGCCUAGGCUAAUAAUGAAGCAUGGAUUUAAAGGACCAAUGCAGCCAUUUUAAUCUCAAUAUCAAAUCAUUUCUGGGUGAUUGUUUUCAUCAAAAUUGUCAAAAAGAAGAAAAAAAAGCUUCUUAGCAAAUAAUUGUCUAGGAUUGUCUGGGAGUGGUUUUUGGGGUGGGGAAAACUGAACUAGCUGUUAUUGGCAGAGAGGUUUGGAACUCUUUCUUAUUCGUCUAUUAACUAAUUUACCAUCUGGUGAUGUCACCAGGCAGGCCAAAACUCCAUCCCACCAAAACAGGCAGAAAUGUCAGGCAGUCUUUUCAAACACUAAAAGAGCAUUAUCAUCAUUUUCACAGUAUUAUUCCAACCUGGAAAUAUAUAUAAAACACAGGAAAAUCUAGUUUUUGACUGAACUGUGCAUUUAAACGAACCAAAGUCUCAUGGGGCUUUGGGGACUUAAAUGCCACUUGUCCCCUAUGACAAUUUCUAAGUGUUUGAGUGUCUCUCUGGGUGGGAAUGUGAACUGUUGCUCUCUCUUACACAAUCUUUCUCUAUAUUAUUUAUCCUUUGAUUAUUGUCUCUGUGCUGAGCUAUUUUACGCUGUUCUGUAGCACUAGCCCUAAGUCAAAUUCUGCUGCCUUACCACAGGUCAUUAUAAGAGACGGGGUGUUUAGUAGCAGGAUUGGGGCCAAUUCCAUUUCAAUUCAGUCAAUUCAGGAAGUAGAUUCCAAUUCACUAUUUUAUUCUCAUUGAAAAGCAUUGAGAACAUUUUUAAUUGGAAUGGGAAUUUCAGUUUACUUCCUGCAUUGCCUGAAUUGAAAUUCAACCGAACCCAACACUGGUGUAUAGUGUACAUAAUCAUUACAGGAUCACACUUAACUUACCUGCUGUCAGAGUGGCACCUGCUGAUCUGAUAAUGUUAAGAAAAAAAAGGUAUGUCAUAUUGUUAAUAUUAAAUUGAUUAUAUUGCC
This is a messenger RNA of Coregonus clupeaformis (lake whitefish), 3820 nucleotides long. Its product is annotated as phosphatidylinositol-3-phosphatase SAC1-B. Gene Ontology annotation, biological process: phosphatidylinositol dephosphorylation. The transcript is spliced from 18 exons. The record is from RefSeq and is a predicted model, not a curated record. Gene Ontology annotation, cellular component: endoplasmic reticulum. Lineage: Eukaryota; Metazoa; Chordata; Actinopteri; Salmoniformes; Salmonidae. Gene Ontology annotation, molecular function: phosphatidylinositol-4-phosphate phosphatase activity. The coding region runs from base 28 to 1788 and encodes 586 amino acids.